Messenger RNA from Aspergillus aculeatinus CBS 121060, 2279 nucleotides. It is a transcript of the gene ergS, whose product is annotated as protein ergS. Gene Ontology annotation, molecular function: aminoacyltransferase activity. The transcript is spliced from 2 exons. Gene Ontology annotation, biological process: phospholipid homeostasis. Bases 449 to 2068 code for a protein of 539 amino acids. NCBI's taxonomy places the organism in Eukaryota, Fungi, Ascomycota, Eurotiomycetes, Eurotiales, Aspergillaceae. The record is from RefSeq and is a predicted model, not a curated record.
GACGAGGCCAGGACGGUGGACAGGAAUAGCAUGUAAAAUGACAUCGGCCGUCCGACCCCUCAGUCAACAACGUUUCCAGGGCCAACCAAUUUGUUCCGUCAUCAUUAUCCAUGGAUGGCUGCAGCGGCGGCCAUCUCAGGCGCCAGACCCUAGGCUCGAGUCCCGACCCACUGGCCAGGGUUCAUGGCCCUCGUUAUUGAUUCCGAUGUGUAGGGUGGUCUGCUUUUGGCUAAAUUGCCGCCCAAAGCCGAUGCACAGAAACCAGGUUAGGAAUGAGGCAGUACUGGAGGGGGGGCUGAGAGGGCUUUGCUGGAGCCUGGCGCCAUGCUCAUUCUCUGUUCCUUUUCAGCUCCUUUUCUUCCUCGUCUCGCCCCAUGGUUAGACCAUUUCGAUCACAUUCAGGACAGUUGACCUUCUGCACAGAUCGGUGCUGGAUGACAGUGUCGCCAUGUCUUCAUCCACCUCGACCGAAUCGCCCAAGCAGAGCAAAAGAGCGAAGAAGCAACAGAAGAAGCAGCAUGGGACAGAUACGAUUCCGCCGAAGAAACCAGCCAAGGUUCUGUUGGCAGAUACCAUCGGACAAGCAUUGCACGAGCGUCUCCUCUCGUUUGGUGACCGUUACCACCAGCACCAGCAUGCCCAUCAACCGUUAGGGCAACAUCAUCACAAUGGCUGGCAACCCGUCGACCAGCAACUCCUCUCCACCUCCCCCUACCUCACCGUCCCUCAAAUACCCCGCUCAAGCGCGAGCAGCAGCAACAUCUCGCGCAAAUCCUCCUCCAUGACGCUAUCCUCCUACGACGACCGCAGCGUGGCCUCCAGCCGCACCAGCCACGACUCCAGCCCCAGCCCAGGCACCAGCAAACCCUCCUCAUCUUACUGUAAUGAACAGCCCCAGCCCAACCGCAUCAUCACUCUCAACCCGCCAUGCAGCAUGGCGGCGAUCGAGCAUCUGAUCUCGCGGCACGGCCAAGUCUCGCACAUGGGCGUGCUGGACCCAAGCUACAGCCUGUUCGUCAACACCACGCGCACAGCCCUGCUCUGUUUCAAGGUAUGCAACAAAGUCGCCAUAGUCUCAGGGGACCCGAUGUGCGGAGUCGAGGAGUAUGGCUCCGUGCUCUCGGAGUUCCAAACCUGGCGCCAACGCCAGCGUCUAGACAUCGCCUUCUUAGGGACAAGCGAGCGCAUGGUCGACUACGCCCAGUGCCAGCACCCGCACCCGCAGAACGAGAACGAGAAAGACACCAAGAGCUGGACGAUCCUGGAAUUCGGCCGCGAGCGCGUCCUCAACCCGCUCACGAACCCAGUCCUCCACGAACAAGAAGGCAAACGCAUCGUCCUCCAAACCAAACAACUCCUCCACCCCGCGAAAGGGGGAAUAGCCCUCAACCUCUACAUCGCCCCUGCCCCCUCAUCAGCAGCAACAACAACAACAGAAGACCAAACCCUCCAAUCCCAACUCACGGAGAUCUACAAAACCUGGCGCCACCACCGCAACACCUCCACAGGCACACAAACCCAAGCCUUCAUCACCACCCCGACCCCCUUCACCGUCCCCGAAUCCCACCCCCACCCGCAGAUCAUCUACAUCUACACCACCACCACCACCACCACGGCCCCCGGCACAGGCACAGGCACAGGCACCCCCAACGCCCUCGCCGCCCUCCGCUACCUCGGCACCCACCACGGCUACCACCUGGACCCCUGCAUCGCCGCCCCCGGCAGCCCCAGGGGCCUCUCGGACCUGCUCGUCUUCGCGGCGAUGGCGCUCCUGCGCCGGCUGGCGUGCAACUACCUCAGUCUCGGGGUCGAGCCGUACGCGCAGCUCGGCCGCGUCGAGGGGUUCGCGUCCCCGCUGGUCGAGAAGCUUACCCGGCGCGCGUACCGGUAUGCGUUUGCCCGGCUGCCGAUCCAGGGGAAGAGGGCGUAUUUCGAUAAGUUCCGGCCGGAUCCGGCGCUGGAGAGGGGGUUGUUUUUGGUGUUUGUGGGGGAGAAUUCCGGGCAUUGGCAGGUGGUUGGCGUGGCGCAUUUGGCGAAUAUUAAGAUUAGGAGGGUGGUUUGGGGGUGACCUUUAUAUGGUGGUGGGUGGUUGUGGUUGUGGUUGUUAGGCGGAGGGUGUAGGGUGUAGAGUAUGGGUUUAUAUAGUUAUCGUCAUUCACUUGUUACCUGUUGCACAAUGAUGCGUUGGAUUAUCUUCUGUAUAUAAAUUCGAGUUCUAAUGUGUCUGUUGGUAUCCAUAGUAUGGUUUUACAUAGCAAUCUCAACUACAUAUCACGCUU